GUCUGUAGCCAGCCGGUGGUGUCAGUCAACAACCGUGGAGACUUCAAAUGACUUCAAAUAAUACCGCAAAUUACUGAGCAGGGAUUCCUGUAGAGUACAGCUGUCAGACAUUUUUGGGGCAGUUUUUCUGAUGGUCAGCCAUGGAUGAAGAUGACAGCCAAGAAGAGCUGAUCAACCGCAGUACGUCCCACAGCAAAGGAAAAAGGGCUGCGUUGUGGGCCAUCUCAGAUGACUCAGACAGUGCUGAAGAGGAGUCUGAGGAGGGAGAAUCUGACAGUGGUGAGGAAGAAGGGGACGGUCAACUAAAUGGAGAAGAUGAUGAUGAUGAUGAUGAGGAAGAGGAGGAAGAAGAAGAGGAGGAUGAUGAGGACGAGGAGGGAGAUGCUAAGGCUGAGGAUGGAGCUUUUGGUGGAACCUCUAUUGAUCUUCCAGAGAUGAGCUCGGAUGAGGAUGCAGAAAAGUGUCCCAUCUGCCUAAACUCCUUCAGCAGCCAGCCUGUUGCAACACCAGAGAGCUGCGAGCACUACUUCUGUCUUGACUGCAUCCUUGCAUGGGCCAAGAAUGCAAACUCGUGUCCUGUAGACCGUAUUGCCUUCAACAGCAUAUACCUAAGGAAAUGUUAUGGAGGCAAAGUGAAGAAAAUGAUCACAGUUCAAAAGCCUGUGAAGGAAGGGCAGGAGGAAGUAAUAGAUCUGGACCUGGAGCAGACCAGCUGUGAGGUGUGUGGGGGCAGUGACCGAGAGGACCGCCUCUUGCUCUGCGAUGGCUGUGAUGCUGGGUAUCACAUGGAGUGUCUCACGCCACCUCUCGACUCUGUUCCUGUGGAGGAAUGGUUCUGCCCUGAGUGCGAAGCCAGCAAUCGUCACUCAAGGAGUUCAGCUGUAGAGCUGAGUGAUACGGAGAGCCUGCCUUCUACUGCCCACCCUGCACCCAGUCGCCUCCAGUCCGGUGGUGCAGGUCCCACCAGAGCUAUCGCCCGAACUCAGCAGAGUGAGAGGGUUCGAGCUAAUGUCAACCGACAUCGCAUCACACAGGCACGCACAUCACAGUUGGCUCCCACGUACCUGAUUCAGUCCAACUGGCUAGAUGAUACUAUUAAUGCUGUGGUGUCUGGGCUCAACACGGCUGUGUAUAUACGGGACUUAACACCUCGUGUCCCAUCUAGCAGCAGGCGCAAGACCGGGAAGCGCAGAAAGGUAAGAAGAAAGAAGACAUCUUCUGCUAAGGGUAGAACCGGUACAGGAGUCAAGAGGAGGAAACGGAGAAGGACUAAAUCCAGAAAAAAGAUGAUGCUGAAAAAGGCAGCCACUCCUCGAAGUCGUAUUGCUAAUAAUCUCAGAAUUGUAAAGGACAAGAAGAGCUCCUCGCUUCCUACAGUUUAUCAGCCUUCAGAGCAAACGCUAAGCAGCAUGCGUGCUGACAUAGGUGCAGCAGCCCUCUCUAUCUAUGGAGAUCCAUUUGACCUGGAUCCAUUAUCGGAUCGUAUUGAUUUGAACAGUGAGGAGGAAGAGCAGCAGGCCCGCGUCACAUCGCUGUUGGAGGCCAAGAGGCGAGGGAUCUCUCGCUCCGCUCUUCGCUCUCACCAGCCUGUAGCUCGACCGGUCACUGCAAGCCACAGGAGAGGUAUGAAUGUGCACCAAUCAGGCGGUGAUGUGGAGGCGGCUCCUGUGCCCGACCUCCUGGGCAGCAUCCUAACGGGACAGAAUGUCCUCAUGAUGGACAGCUCUGAUGUCAUUAUUAAUCGGGAUGGUUCACUUAAAGCUUUAAAGCCAAUGAUGCCAUCAGCAUUAAAUCCAAGUUGCAGCAAUAGCAUUAGCUCAGGAGAAGCCAGCACCCAGAUCAGCCCAAUGAUGUCACCGAACCAAGGAGACAGUUCUCCGUCGCUCCACUACAACGAAGACCUACCAGGACCCUCCCACAGCUCUAUGAACAGACCUUUCUCCCAGAGCUCUUCUCGCUUGCCCCCCCACAUGCCCUCCUCAGCCAGCCACAUCCAUCCAUCGUCCCAUUCUGAUUUACCACCCACUGGUCACCCAAGAUUGCAGCCCCCACGUCCAGUCAGACCCUCAAACGCUCCUGGUCACAGGAGAACCAAUGGAGUUAGCCCCUCCUCAUCCAUCCACCCCACAGGCGAAUCCAGCUCCAAGAGCAAGGGAGUGGCCUUGUCACAGUCCCAACCUAAAAAAGCACCCACAAAGCCCAUGUGGGUAGAUGUGUCAGUGCUUCCUAGGAUACCCAAAAUAAAAAGGGAGAGCAGUGGUAUCGCACAUGAUGGCACUAGUCAUGGUGGCGGCAAUCACAGCAGCUGUGUUAGGGGAAAUGGUAGUAAUUCUUCCAGCAGUAGUAAUGGUCACCGUGUGCCGGAGACGGGCAUGAACAGCCUUGCUGGGGACAUGGGCAGGCAGCAAAGCGUAGACCAGCAAAAGGGCCGGGCUGGCGGUCAGGCUGCGAGGCAGAGGCCUGACGGAGCCGGCUCCUCCUCAACCUUCUCCAACUCAUUCUCCUCUUCUUCCUCCACUAUUGGCUCUUCUUCUAGCCAACCACGUUAUUCCCAGUCUUCCUCAUCUUCAUCAGCAGUGAGCUUCCGCAUUAACUCCAGCGGGAACGCCUGGCAGUCAAGGCGGCUAAGCAACGCGUCAUCCUCUGACGCCGGAGGCAGUACGCAGACACCUCGGAGUAAAAAGGAAGAUGAAGCAAAAAAGAGACAGAUGCACAGGGAUAAACAGAUGCUCCUGGCAUCACGUAUGCAGGUCAAUAACGAACAAGAGAGUAAUAAUAUCUAUGAUCCCUUUGAUCCCACUCUGUCAGACUCGAGCAGCUCAGACGAUGAAGCUCAGCGCACAAGCCCGGAUGGUAACUCCAGACAUGCCACACUUGAGGGGAAGGCCCCUAGUUUAGGCUACAAAAAGGGUCUAGUAAAAAGCAAGCAGGACCUGGUUACUGUGAAAACUGAAACACAGGAGAUUGAGGUCUCACAGGAAGAACCAAGGAGAACUAGUGCUCAAGAAACCAGAUCAGAGAAGGUCCGAUGUUCAGAGGAAAAGGUCAAGGUAGAAAAAGAAUCUAGAUUAAUAGACACUAAGACUGAGAAACAAAGGUCGUUACUUACCACUUGCCAAGUUAAGAGCGAGCCGGGGUUAGAUAAUACAGAGGAACAUGAAAGGUUUGGUCACAGCCUCAAAAGUUUGAAGACAGAGAGAGCAGACUUCACGCCACCUUUUCAGCACUGCCUGGAUCAUUUAAAGACUGAGAGAGAGGCUCUAAAUGAGGAGAGUGGACAGAGUGUUGAAACGUCCUACAGUGCUCCCUCUGACUGUAAGAACAAUACAUCAGCAUCUAGCUCUGCCCACACCAAGAAGAAACAAAAGCCCGAAACUAAAGCAGAUUCCAAAUCUUCUCCCACUUCAAGAGAUUCUGGCCAUGAGAAGAAGACCUCCAAAGCUUCAAAGGAGAAAAGCUCUAGCAGUUCAGAGACGGACAGAGACAGGAGAGCAGACCACUCUGCCUCAGGCCAGGGAGGCCGACGGAAAGAAAGGGAGGAAGACAGAGGAAGGAGUCUCAGGCGGUCAAGCUCCAGAGAGAGGACGAGGAGGGCACACUCAACUUCAGAAAGCUCUCAGUGCAAUUCCCCAGAUAAGACUAGCGGAAAGAGGCGGCGGCCCCGGUCCGGAUCCAAAGAUAGGAGGCGAUCUAGGUCUGGUUCCAGCUCUAGCAGCAAAGAGCGUUCAAGCAGGAAGAAGCUGAAACAAAGAAGCAAGGAGAGAUCCGACGGCAAAGAGAGAGACUGUGAUCAAAGACGCGCGUCAACGGACAAGCGACAUGGUCAGUCUCGCUCAAGAUCACGAUCACGAUCCAGAUCCAGGGAAAGGAGGAAAGACCACACACAACUGCAACAAUCAUCUCUCCCCUCCAGAGACAAGGUGGAGUCACGGUCAAAAGACAAGAGGAGACACAGGUCCAGAUCCAGCUCAAGAGAGAAAAGGAAAGAAGAAGGAUCAUCCUCGAAGAGUUUGCAGAAAACUUCAGGGUCCUGUGUUUCGCCCUCUAAAGACACAAAACUGUUACAGAGCAAGAAAAAAGAGAAGGAUAUCAGUCGAAGCUCCCUCAAAGAGGACAAAGCUGCCACAGUGAAUAAACAGAAGAUGGCCACUUCUGAACAUAAAAAGAAAGGCAAAGACCCCAUGGCAGACAGCCAGGCCACACCAGCAGAAAAGGUGAAAGAGAUGAAGAUUGAAAAAGAAAUUAAGAAAGAAAAACAACAAUCUCUUGAUAUGUUCGAAGACUCUUUUUCUCUUACGAAACAAAUUAAGAAAGAAAAAACUGACAUUCAUUGUUCGAUGGUAGCCAAAAGCAUAGAUGAGAAGGGAAACGAAGAAGACCCCAUCAAGACUGAGACGUUUGAAAUCAAGACUGAGACGUUUGAAAUCAAGACUGAGACGUUUGAAAUCAAGACUGAGAUGAUUAAAAUCAAGACUGAGACCUGUGAAAUCCCCAUAAUUAAAUCUGAGCCAAGUUCCCCAGAAUUAAGCCACUUUACCUCUGCCACCUCAUUUUCCACACUGACUUCACCUGGUACAGCAGACAGUCUCCAGAAUACAGUCUGUCAGUCUCACCCAGAGUUAAUGCCCUCCACAGAACAAGCAGACACCUUUGAGGCGACCGUCCCUGUAAAGCAGGAAGUUCAGCAACCCUCAGACUCUGACGAUGACUUUAACGUGGAUGUAAUGCUGGACAACCUGGACUAUGUGAAGUCUGAGCGCACGGAAGAAAGCGAUGUAGCCGUGAAACAAGAGAAAGAAGUAGAAGAGGACAAGAAUGAACAGGUAUCGACUGUAGUGGGGGCGAAAUCCAAGACUCAAGUCAAGAGGGUUACCUGGAAUAUACAGGAGCCUGAGGGGCCUCAACCAGAGAAAUCUGCAAGCAAGCUGUCUCUGUAUAAAUUGAAGCUGAAGCAGGAAGGAGCUCGCCGACCAUCGUCAACAGUCCAGACAUCCAGUCAGAAAAUCACUGGAGCUGUCAGUCACCCCUCCAAGAAGGGUGCUGUUGGUCGGCUCAGUUCCUCCUCUAGAUCUGAUGGGGAACAAGGAGAGACCGAAGAAGGGGAUUUGUAUUUGAAGAAGCUGCACAUGCAGGAGAGAGCUAUAGAAGAGGUGAAGCUCGCUAUCAAGCCUUUCUACCAGAAGAGAGACAUCAACAAGGAUGAAUACAAAGAGAUUCUACGCAAAGCCGUCCAGAAGGUGUGCCACAGCAAGAGCGGGGAGAUCAACCCAGUGAAGGUGGGCAAUCUGGUCAAGGCAUACGUGGACAAAUACAAGCACGCUAGGAAACACAUGAAAGGAGAGGACUUGGGUCAGGCACAGGACGCUGAGGCUGGCAGAACCGCUGAUAGCCCAUGAGGAGGCGUAAAUUAAAGGCAGGGACAGCUACACCCACUGCAAACGCGUAACCAUAUGUUUUACUUUGUGUCCUACCACUAGGUGUGAUCUCAAACUCUCACAAACCCAUUCUAAACGGUUGAAUAGGAUUUACUCAAAGCUUCAAGAUGGAACAUUUUCUAUAAUGUCGAGCUUUCUAUCUUAACUAAAGUUUGAGGACAAACUUUUUUUUUUGUUGAUCACUUGAGCUGCACCUGAUGAUGUCUGUGCUUGGACUGCCACUGCCAAGAACUGGUCUUUGUGUAGUACAGCUCAGAUACUUAAUGGGAGACUUUGAGGUUGUGCCUUAAAGAGGCAAACUUUAAAGACCCUCCCAUGGAGUGAUAAAUCAGGUAGCCCUCUCCACUCGGAGGAUGCAGUGUGGGCUUUGACUUUCAUGUGUUGUUGGUUUUUUUUUUGCGGGAGUGAAGGGGUAUUUAUCAGUGGCAAAACUUUUUGUUGGUUAGGAAGAAGUAUUAAAAUAUGCAAAGUUUGCAUAUAUACUACGUUUGUCUCAUUAAGGAACAACACUGUUAUGCAAUUUUUGUAGAACAUUUAUCAGUAGAGUAAUUGAACAAUUUUAGAUUUGGUUGUAAAUAAUAUAGAUUUGAUAUAUCCACUUAUAUGUUCCUUUCAUCUGUGUUCUGACAUUCUGCCUGUUGCGAAUGACAUAAAUGAUUCAAGUUUAUAGAGUUGAUUGGAUUGUGUUUUGUUUUUUAAAGCCUCUGUUAUCUGUCUUCCACAUCUCUGAUAUCUAUGUAUAUUGAGCUGAAUCUGGUGUAGCAUACUACACGCUCACGCUCAGCAGUUUGAAAUGAACAGCCUCUUCAUUUUAGGCAUUCUUGUUUUCUUAUGUUCAGAACAAACUUUGUCAACUUUGAAUCUCAUCCUUAUCUGUUUUUCAACCCUUUACUCAAAUGUAGAAAACAAGGUUUUAGAGAACCAGGGAAUAUUUAUUUUGUCCCAAAGUAGUAAAAAAGAAAUACCUAUAUAAAGACAAUGAUGAAAAUAAUAAUGCAACAUUUCCUUCAAUAAAAGAGAUAACAUUUUUUUGGGGGGGGGGGCAUUAUGUUUUAAAGAAUGGAGACUACAUCUCUGGAAUGCAGUAGGUAGUAUAGAUUUUAAUUAGGAGUGAAAAGGACUCCAUGUCACGAUUGCUAAGCUGCAGUCCCAAUUAACUUGCAAAAGUGUUUAUGUACAUAUUUUGUCUAACCAGGUGCUCUCAUUAACACAAACAUUUAAACUACAGUUCAUUCAUUUUGUAUUUAAUGUAAAUUAAUGAUAAGCUGACUUUAAUGGCACAAUACCAAGGUUUUGUGAGAUCAAUUUAUAGUCUAUAUAUCAUAAAAACAAUGGAAACAUCUCAAAACUUGCAGCAUUUUCCAAGGUUGAUAUGAUGGAGAUGAACACAUGCCCUUUUAGUUGGGAACAUUGAAGGAAUCCUUUUGAUGUUCACCUGCUGUACCUAAUUACAGCCUCAUUAUGAUUGAUUUGUCAUUGUGUCUUAUGCAUAACUCUUGGUGAUAUCCUUUACUGCUUCGCUUUCUUUAACAGAAAUGUCCAUAAGAAGCUAAUUCUGCAUGUCCACCGUUUUGUUGUCUAUAGUAGUUUGUUUGCCAACUGUAACAACAGAUUAGGUGGGUGGUUGGACUUGCCUUGUGCUUUGUUGUCACGUUUAAUCCACUUUAUAAAGACGAGGAGGAGGAGUAGUAGUAGAAUCUACAAAAACAGGUGCUCAUGGUUAUCUGAAUGUAUUUUACUUUGUUCUGCAUUAACUUGUUCAGACAGGCCAGGUGUUUCUAAGAGGGAACAUAAAUGACAAUAAAUCACUGAUGAUAAACAGGAUUUUGUCUCAGUUUAAUACAAUGACUUGCUCAUAUUCUGUUCAGGUGUCAUUUUAUUUUGGUUUAAAGGAUUUGGGGCAUGAAGUGAUAAUAUCUGAAGAUAAUCUAUGAGCAUUAUAGUGAUGUCACUGUUUUACUGCCUGUUAUCACCUCACUGUCUUGUUGCAUUUCAAACUGAGUCACCAUGCUUAAAAACAAUUACUUUUUAGUAAGUUGUGUUUUAUUUUCAGGGAAACAAUUUGAAUGAAAAAAAACAAGAUCUUUGUCUUCCAUUUCUUUUUACUUUAUUGUGGACAAAAUACAGCAAAUGGCAGUUAGGUUUUUUCAGUAUGAAAAGUGCAAAAAUGACCAGCAGGGUAUAAAAUGACUAACAAAUUCUGAAGUGCAAAACAAUUCACCACAUACACACAUAUA
Messenger RNA from Anoplopoma fimbria (sablefish), 7672 nucleotides. It is a transcript of the gene phrf1, whose product is annotated as PHD and ring finger domains 1. Bases 141 to 5396 code for a protein of 1751 amino acids. The record is from RefSeq and is a predicted model, not a curated record. The transcript has 19 exons. Lineage: Eukaryota; Metazoa; Chordata; Actinopteri; Perciformes; Anoplopomatidae.